Molecule: messenger RNA, 1149 nt
Organism: Ananas comosus (pineapple)
Lineage: Eukaryota; Viridiplantae; Streptophyta; Magnoliopsida; Poales; Bromeliaceae
Product: proline-rich receptor-like protein kinase PERK10
Exons: 5
Coding region: 1-1149 (382 amino acids)
Source: RefSeq, a predicted model, not a curated record
AUGAAGGGAAGGGGUUCCGUCGCUCUCCUCAAGCCUACCGCGCCGCGUCGCUCUCCUCAAGCCUGCCGCGCCGCGUCGCCCUCCUCAAGCCCCUCCUCACCUCCCCGUCGCCCUCCUCAAGCCCGCCGCGAAGCUCCGCGUCCUCCUCCUCCGCCUCCGCAAGCCGAACCCUCCGCCGCGUCGUCGCCGAAGUUGCAGGGGUGGAGCAAGCUCCUCGUCAAGCUCAAUGUCGAGGAGUCCCCGAUCGUCUCCCUCUUCACGCGAAGCUCCGCCGCUGAGCCCCUCCUCCUCUCCCCCGCCGCCGCCGCCGAGCCCACCCCCAACGUCGUCUCUGUUGCCGUCGCCGUCGCCGAGCCCACGUCCCGCCCCUUGCCGGCCGCCUCGUCACCCUCCAAUCGCCUCGUCACCCCCCUUGCUGAGCCCUCGUCACCCCCACCGUCGUCUCCGGAGCAAGAAUCCGCAGAUCAGCGCCUCCCCCGACUGGCGGCGCGACCGCCAUCGAAGUGGCGGUCAUCGAGCGCGGCCGUGGGCUUGAUGCGGCGCCAACAUCCAGCAGAAAUGGCAGAGUUGGCGGCCUGCGCGAUGCGACCAGAGACUAGCAGGCCGACGCGGACGCACUGUCGACCGCACGUCGGCGGGCGCCACUCCGGUCGCUCCGCUCCUAGCCCCGCGCUGGCCAGACGAACUACCGCAGCUCUUCCUCCGCUUGCACGCCGCGAGACAGAGACGACGACCCGGCGCCGGGACGAUGGGACUUGGCGACUGGAGACGACCACGGUGACGGCACGGCCUAAUGGCCGUAGGGCUCGGGCAGGACUCGGCGACAGACGGAUGACGAAGGCAGCGGAGGUGGAGGCGGAGGCGGAAACAGCCCGCCUCACCUCCGCCCCGCACGCCCUCGCCCUCGCCCUCGCCCUCGCCCGUGCACCCCCGCUCUCCUCGUCUUCGACCCUGCCGAUGCCACGCCACCACCCUUCUUCUCCACUAGGGCACGGCAACGUCGAGACGCGGGCUCUUUUUCUCCACCGCGCGUCGGAAUGCCGUGACAUCGUCGGAGGCUGCGAGAUCAUCUCCAACGACGUCGCGGUGGUUGCGACAGAAAGCAAGGAAGAGACUUUACACUCUUUAAACCAAGCUUGCACUAUUUAG